Messenger RNA from Pygocentrus nattereri (red-bellied piranha), 1297 nucleotides. RefSeq names its product E-selectin-like. Lineage: Eukaryota; Metazoa; Chordata; Actinopteri; Characiformes; Serrasalmidae. The record is from RefSeq and is a predicted model, not a curated record. Gene Ontology annotation, molecular function: sialic acid binding; oligosaccharide binding. The coding region runs from base 89 to 1234 and encodes 381 amino acids. The transcript has 9 exons. Gene Ontology annotation, biological process: leukocyte tethering or rolling; heterophilic cell-cell adhesion; response to cytokine. Gene Ontology annotation, cellular component: external side of plasma membrane.
GGCUACAAUACAGAACUGCAUCAAAUAGCAAUACCAUUCACAGAGAGAGGCUCUUUCUCAGAGGUCUUACUUGGGGGAUGCUGUUAAGAUGGCUUUUAUGAAGCAUAUACGGCUGUGUUUUGGAUGGCUGGCUGUUGCGAUCAUGGUUCAUAAUGAAGUCGAGGCCUGGACGUAUCAUUACCGGACAGACAGCAAUAUGAACUGGGAGACAGCUCGCUGGUGGUGCCAGCAGAAUUACACAGACAUGGUGGCCAUCCAGAACAAGGAGGAGAUCGCCUACCUGAACAACACGCUGCCCCACCACAAGCAAUACUACUGGAUCGGCCUCAGGAAGGUGGAGGGACAGUGGACCUGGGUGGGGACCAACAAGCCCCUGACUGAGGAGGCAGCACACUGGGCACAAGGAGAGCCCAAUAAUAAGCAAAGUAAUGAGGACUGCGUGGAGAUCUACAUCAAGAGGGUUAAGGACAAAGCCAUGUGGAACGACGUGAGUUGCAGCAGACCGAAAGCUCCUCUCUGUUAUAAAGUGUCCUGUUUAAAUACGUCCUGCAGUGAACAUGCCGAGUGUGUGGAAGCCAUCAACAACUACACAUGCAAGUGUGAGCCGGGCUUCUCUGGUCCCCGCUGUGAGAAAGCUGUACAAUGUUCUCCAAUCUCUGGGAACUCCAGUGGGUUGAGUAUGAAGUGCAGCCACCCCAUCUCCACAAACAGCUACAACUCCACCUGCACAUUCAGCUGUGAGGAGGGCUUUGAGCUGAGAGGCCCAUACACAACCAAGUGUGAUCACACUGGAGAGUGGACACACAAGACCCCCACCUGCACAGCCUCAUCUUCUAGCCAUUCUAGGUCAUCAAGCAUUUCAGGAUCAUCUACAGGUGCUCCAAAAGGAAAAGGAAAGAAGGCUAUCGAAACAGAAGAGGAAGAGACAAGGGAUGACAUAGCAGUUCUCUCCACAGAAUCAUCAACUAUUGAUGACUCAGAUGAUGAGGAGUUGAAACCUCCUUCAAAAGGAAAGAAAGCAAGAUCAACAAAGCAAGAUGACCUGGGUCGACCUCGAGCAAAAACUGUUGGCGGAGCAAUAAUACGAUACAAGCGUGCCGUACAUGCCUUUAACCAAGGUGGCUCGAUGAAGAAGGCUUUCCAAAAAGUGGGGGUGGAUCGCAAUACCAUCUCCAGGACAUCACCAAUUCCUGAGCUUGCGAUAGCAGCACCUGGUGUCUUUCAGGCCCUUUAGUGCCUGUUUGAUGUAAAACAUUUUUAAUGUAAAUCAUCAAUAAAUGAUGACCUGUUCACCGUA